GUUAUCAAAAGUCAGCACCAGGAAAAACCGGCCCGAGCCGUCAGCCGGUCCCGCUCGCUCUCCCUCCUGGCGCGUUGACACUCCGGCGGCGGAGAGAAAGUGGGCGUGGACGUACGCAACCGCAAGACGCACGCGGACGCGCGCGCGCAAGGUAGGCACGCACACACCGCGAGUGCGCGCCAGCCCGGUCGCAGCGAGCGCGUGUUCCCGGUGCGAGUGAGCGACUGACCGAGUUGAGUCCACCAACGUCCUGCAAAAGCCAACAGGAAUUACGACCGCUCACCGCCGGGGGUGGGGAAAAAAGAGGAGGAAGAAGAGAGGAAUACUCGACCAUGGCGCUGGCGUCCGUGUGGAAGUACCGCGUCCCCUUCGUCGCCAUCGCCGUGAUCUGCCUGGCGCACACCGCGUGUUGUCAGGCAGUGCAGGCGGAGAACGUCACCGUCUUGGAGGGCGGCACGGCCCAGAUUUCCUGCCGCCUGCAGAACUACGAUGGAUCCAUUGUGGUCAUUCAGAACCCGCGCCGCCAGACGCUCUUCUUCAACGGCACGCGGGCUCUGAAGGACGACCGCUUCCAGAUGGUGCUUUUCACGCCGCGGCUGGUGCGCAUCACGCUAACCAACGUGAGCGUCUCGGACGAGGGCGGCUACUUCUGCCAGCUCUACACGGACGCCACGCAUCACCAGGUGGCCACGCUGGCUGUGCUGGUUCCGCCAGAGACUCCCGUGGUGGAGGUGAAGCAGGAGGCGGUGGAGGGUGGCGAGGUGGAGCUCAGCUGCGUGUCGCCACGCAGCAAGCCGGCCGCCAGCCUGCGCUGGAUGCGCAACGGCCGCGAGAUUCCAGGUGUGGUUUCCCAGCAGGACAACGGCAAGACGGUCAGCGUGUCCAGCACCAUCCGCAUACCGGUUGAGAGGAAAGAUAAUGGCGCGGCGUUGAGCUGUGAGGCGCUCCACCCGGCACUGGCCAACCAGAAGAGGAUCCGACACUACCGCUUGGAUGUGUUCUUUGCACCGACUGUGAGGAUCGUCCCUCCCCCUGGCAUCUUACGAGAGGGCGACUCGCUGAGCCUGUCCUGCUCGGUCGUCGGCAACCCUCUGCCCCGUGCCAUCCAGUGGUCCAAGAUCAAUGACACCUUACCUGAGCGUGCCGAGAUCUCCGGGCCCACCUUCCAGAUUUCCCGCCUGAGCCAGUCUCACAACGGCACGUACUUGUGUCAGGCGCAGAACAACUACGGGCGAGCCGCCGAUCACUACACCCUGCUGGUCUACGAUAAUGUGUCAUUCCCAAGCACCGCCCCUCCCACUUCCACUUCCCAUCCCAACGUCACCCCGUCCCUUUCGCUGGACCCCAAAGAUCCCGGCGCAGUGGUGGAGACUCACAGCGCGGUUCCCUACGCGGUGAUCGGUGGCGUGCUGGCCCUGCUGGUUUUCACCAUCAUCUGCGUGCUCAUCGUCACCAUCUGGUGCUCCGUGCGCCAGAAAGGCUCCUACCUUACCCACGAGGCUAGCGGCUUGGACGAGCACGGCGAAGUGCAGGAGGCCUUCCUCAACGGCAACGACGCCAGCCAGGGCAAGAAGGAGUACCUACUGUAGCCUACUCAUCGACCUCUGACCUUAUCCCUGUGCCCCGCCCCCCACUUCCUUUUCCCUCCCCGCCCCCAUCACACCUUAUACACUCACAACACACACACAAAAUGAUUACACGCUAAAACUCACACGCGCUUGGAUAAAGUGAAAAAGCCUACUCAGGCAUUCACGGGCGCACAAGAUGCUUUCUGUACAUCCGAAUAAAAAGGCGAACAAUAGGAAAUGAGGGAUUUACACGGAACGCGGAUGCAGGAAGCGUGGGAAGCAAAUAAGUGUCGUAAUUUUCUGGCAGGUCUUAAAAGCAUGCCCCCGUCGGCGCGGUAUUUCAGCCCACCAGGAUCCGUCGAUGCCGGUAAAUGUUCUCAUAUUUACGGGAAAAGAACAGGAGACUCCUGGGAGGAUUCGUACUCGAUGUACACGCUCGUGCGCAGUGUAGUAUAUGAAGUUCUGCCUCCAGGAAUGGGGGUGAGGGGGGAAUAUUGUCCCCCCCCCCCACAUUCGGAGCAGUGGCUCACUUACAGGUCCACCCCCCCCCCCCCACACACACACACACACACAUUCGGAGCAGUGGCUCACUUGCAUGAGACAGGUCCACCCACUCAAUACGAGCAAGACAAGAAUUCGGGUGUGUAAAGUAGUGUGAUACUUUGGGGUAUCUGGACCAAAGGAAAAUGUUUUCAAUUGGGGCAUUACCCCCCCCCCUCCCCCAAAAUAAUCAUGCUACAGAGGUGCCCAGACAUUCAAUUGAUAUAUUUAAUUAUUAUUAUUAUUAUUAUUGUUUUUUCAACUUAAACAAAAAGUCCUCAAAUUGCUUAAUGCCCCUCCCACUCAAAAUUUACUGUCAAACUCAACAUCAAACAAAGGGAAUUUUACCUUGUGGAUUUAAAUCAAACACCGAACAUUUCUGCCGUUUAGCUUUUGCUCAGUCUUGUUUGACUCCCCUGCUGGGGGGGGGGGGGGGGCAGGAAGAGUUUGGGGGUGUGGGGGGGUUUAAGUGAUUUUCUUUCUUCGACAUAUGAGGGAAAUGUAAGUUGUCUUCUCUUUGACUUGCCACCUUCUCUGGUAUUCCGUCCCUUCUAUCUCGCCACCCUCCUUUCUCGUCUCCUCCCGCUUUUGUCGUUUUGGCGCCAAUGAAAGGCUUAACGUUGGCCCACGUCCCUGAGGGAGACAAAAAGGAAAUAUUACUUGCGGGGACAUGAAAGAGAAGCUUAAUUAUUUCCCAAUGUCAUGAAAGGGGUCAAAAAAGGGUUAGAAGGCUUAAUGGGAAGGGUGAGAACAAAUUGAAUGCAACCACACACACACACACUCAUAUGUAAACAUAUUGACAAAGCGAGUAUACAUAUCUCUGAAUUCCUUUGUAUAAAAAAAAAACAGCAGAUGCGUAAAUUAAACUUUUAAGAGCAAAGAAACUGUUUACUAUUGCAUUAUGAAGCUAUACUGUACUAACACUGAAUAUUAGCCGAUAGAGGCGCUAAGCCGAACAAACUACUGUCCAGUGAUCUUUAAAGAAAAAAAAUAAAAUGAAAUUAAAAAAAAAAAAUGUCUUUAUCAGAAAACUACGAAGGCGUAUUAGGGCCCCACUGAAAAGAAAAUCAAUAAUCAAGUCAUAAUGUUGGUGGGGAAAAAAGUCAGAAAUUUUGUAGAAACGUGUAUUUUUUUUUUUUCUGAAGGGUGUAGUAAAAAAAAAAAAAAUUCUGUGUGGCAGGUUACUUGAGACUGCUGAUCUCAGACUGUUGCAUUUCGCUUCGUUUGGGAAUUUUUUGGGGAGGGAAAAAUAAAGGGGAAAAAAACACCUCGUGACUGUAAAAAAAUUUUUUGGUCAAAUAAUUAUUUUGCAAUUGCAAAGAAUUUUCCCAUUAUUUAGAUAUAUUGAAUGAUGGCAUAAACAUUUCCUGAAAUAAUUUUUUUUCCCAAAAGAUGCAGUUUUACUGACUUUCUUUUUUUCCAAAAUGGGAUUUUUUUUCUCUCAAUCCUAAAUUUGAAUCUCACUUGUUCGAAUGACGCCUUGCGAGAUUACUUUUUUAAUUCUUGAAGAAAUGCGAUUUUAUUUUUUCUUGUAAUAUUUUACAACUUUUUUCUGAUGCUAUUCAUUUUUCUAACAAAUUAUCUGAGUUCAGCUUUAUUCUGGGGAAAAAUAGAACUCCCCCCCCCCCCCACACACACACAGCAUUUCAACUCGACGCUUGAGGUUGUAUGACUUUUUUUCCCCCCCCUGCUAUUUUUCACAUUUCAGUGUGGCCCUAAUAAUCCCACGUAGAAACCAGCGGACUUUUUUUUUAAUUCUUUGUUGAACAAAUAUGAUUGUUGUUCCUGUUCCUGCUAUUAUUAUUAUUAUAAUUAUUAUUAUUAUUAUUAUCGACGUUGUUAUUAUGACAAUUGUAAAUGUUACAAGAACUGUACACUUCUCAUGCUUUGUUUUUAAUUCUACCGUAGAGGAGUUGUUGUCUUGUUUUUUUUAUCCCAAAACUUCCCGCCAACUUUUCUUCUCUCUCUCUCUCUCUCUCUUUCACUCUGUCGCUCUCUCCUUUUUCUGUGCCCAGUCGUCACCUCUCCUUCCCUUUCACCGUUUAUUUCCGUGUCCAUGUGUCAUUGUUGAUAUACAGCUAACUAUUUCUUUAUAGGGGAAAAAGUACAAAGCACGAGAAAAUAAAAAAAAACAACUCUAAAAUAAAAAUAACCUUGAUGUA
This is a messenger RNA of Hippocampus zosterae (dwarf seahorse), 4270 nucleotides long. Its product is annotated as cell adhesion molecule 4-like. The record is from RefSeq and is a predicted model, not a curated record. Gene Ontology annotation, biological process: negative regulation of peptidyl-tyrosine phosphorylation; regulation of wound healing; regulation of Rac protein signal transduction. Bases 333 to 1589 code for a protein of 418 amino acids. The transcript is spliced from 9 exons. Gene Ontology annotation, cellular component: cell-cell contact zone. Gene Ontology annotation, molecular function: vascular endothelial growth factor receptor 2 binding. Lineage: Eukaryota; Metazoa; Chordata; Actinopteri; Syngnathiformes; Syngnathidae.